AUGUCACCAGUUGAAUCACCAGGAGAUGGCUUCGUCAUCCUCCCUGUCAAAAUUCCGGGAUUGCCGUCAUGCCCCGUGAACGCCCUCCACGAGAUUCGCGUCCGUCGGAACGCGCCCAAAAUUCCUACCGAGAUUGACGACAGGAGUCUUUUCCUGAAAAACGUUCCCGUCGACAGCACCGAAGCUCACUUCCGUCAAGUCUUUGCUGCGCUCGUCGGCCCCGGCCGUUUUGAGGGCAUUGCAUUCGAGGAUGAACGCAAGGCCGCCGCCGCUAUCGACCCUGCCUUUGCCAUGAAGGUUUCGAACUUCGGCAAGAAGCGCAAGCGCGGCGAACAGGAGGCCGAGGAUAGAGCGAAGGAGGAAGAGGUGGCGCGUUUGCCGGAUAUCUGGACGAGGAGGCUUCGGAAAAGCGGCAGCAGCGCCAUCGUCCUCUUGGCCGACGACAAGAGCGUCGAGCUCGUCCUGAAGGCGAUCAAAAAGGCGAAUAAGUCAAAGAAGUACCCAGUCUGGGGUGAGGGCGUCUCGGAAGACCUCCCUGAACUUGGCUCGCAGUGGAUCUCAGCUCAUCUGCAGUUGUCUCGCUGCGACAAGGCGGCGACGCAGAAGUCCGUCCACGCAUUCUUCAACGUCUUCAAUCGCAAGGAGAAGGAGGCGCAAGAGAUGGCCAAGAGGUUACGCAACGAGCCAGACGAGGACGGUUUCGUCACGGUCACGCGCGGCGGUCGUGCCGCGCCCGCGAACAAGAGCGAGGCCGAGGAGGCUCGGCAGAAGAUGGUGGACAAGGCGGCGAAGAAGAAGGCAGAGACGACGGACUUCUACCGCUUCCAGCUCCGCGAGCGUCGCAAGGCGGAGCAGGCCGAGUUGAUGAAGAGAUUCGACGAGGACCGAAAGAAGGUGGAAGCCAUGAAGGAGAAGCGCGGAAAGUUCAGACCCGAGACGUGA
Messenger RNA from Colletotrichum karsti, 942 nucleotides. RefSeq names its product meiotic recombination protein DMC1. Gene Ontology annotation, cellular component: CURI complex; UTP-C complex. Lineage: Eukaryota; Fungi; Ascomycota; Sordariomycetes; Glomerellales; Glomerellaceae. The record is from RefSeq and is a predicted model, not a curated record. Gene Ontology annotation, biological process: rRNA processing; ribosomal small subunit assembly. The coding region runs from base 1 to 942 and encodes 313 amino acids. The transcript has a single exon.